Messenger RNA from Procambarus clarkii (red swamp crayfish), 2916 nucleotides. RefSeq names its product major facilitator superfamily domain-containing protein 6 jef (gene jef). Gene Ontology annotation, cellular component: membrane. NCBI's taxonomy places the organism in Eukaryota, Metazoa, Arthropoda, Malacostraca, Decapoda, Cambaridae. The record is from RefSeq and is a predicted model, not a curated record.
AUGGACUCUGUACGAAACGAUAACUAUCAAGGCUACACUAUGGCACAGCAACAAACUCAAUUCUACACGGAGGGGGCAGAUGGGUCACAGAGGUCAGAGGUCAGUGAGGUUCCACCUAUGAUCCAGGGGUCCAGACCUUACGUGGACCCCAACGCCACUGGCGAGGUCGACCCCACAGCCUACCCGGAGCCAAAAGACGCCACGCACAAGAUUCGCGGCCGCUCUGAUAUUCUUGACAUGUUCUGCAACAACGUCAACCAAGAGCUGCUUAUCGCCAAGACAUUCUACUUUUUCUUCUUCUCUGCCUUCGGGUGUCUGUUCCCCCUGAUGGCUAUCUACUUCAAACAGAUGGGAAUGAACCCUCUACAAACCGGUAUACUAAUUGGUAUCAGACCAUUCGUGGAGUUUAUUGCUGCUCCUUUCUGGGGCUCCAUCGCUGAUAGGUUCAAGAAGGGGAAGUUGAUGCUGCUGUGCUCGGUGGGGUCGUGGAUCCUCUUCACGCUGGCAAUUGGGUUCAUCCAGCCCCCAGCCACCUCCUGCGUCGUCUACAACGGCACUAACCACAUACUCAAGCACGCCUUCUCAAACCCUGUGAAGGAGAGGAGCUUGGAGCAGGAGGAGUACGUCGUCCCGGAGGAGGCCAUGGAGGAGCCGCCCCUGCACUCCCACCUGGUGGACACUCCCGGGGGUCUUCACCUCCCACAACUCUACCACAAGCGGUCCCUCAAGCAAGCAUCCCUAGAAGAACUUGAUGAAGAAUUCUUGCGGCAGAUGCAAGAGUGGCCGAGCAGCAGCAUGCCUCAGUCUCACUGGAGGAGGAAGAGAGACACCCCUCUACCAGAGGACCACGUCAUAGGCAAAUCUCCCAAUGUCAUCCAUUAUACCGUGAACUUCAAGGACUUCAAGGGUGCAGAAGAGGACUGGUUAUCUCCACCAUUCUCUAGUAUAGUGUAUCGGUCUUCAGACGUGCAGAAGGUGUUCUUCCUGCUGCUCUUGGUGGUCAUCCUGGGAGAGUUCUUCAGCUGCCCGGCCAUCACCCUGGCUGACUCUGCGGUAUUGACGUACCUGGGUGACGAGGCGGAUCACUACGGCCGCCAGCGCAUGUUUGGGUCGCUGGGUUGGGGCCUCUCCAUGUUCUUCGUGGGCAUCGCGCUCGACCACUCGACAGCGUUCCCUGGGCACCCCUGCGGACCACACGAGAAGGAGAGAAACUAUACUAUCUGCUUUGCUGUUUUUAGUGUGCUCAUGGGUUGUGCACUCAUCACAGCCUCGCAGUUUAAGUUUGACUACUCGGAAGCAAUUUCAAGCACCACACCAGAGGAAGCCAAGGAGCCUAUAGAUAAUGGACCUCGCCCCUGGAAUGAGCCCAAAAUUCCUAUGCAGGAGCAGAAGUCCCAACGACAAAAGCUGGACGAAGCUAUUGGCACAAUUAAGACGAAGAUCUUCGCCCAAACAAUGAAGGAGAUGCCACAGUGGUUUGUGGUCUUAAGGGAGUUUAAGAAUCUCCGGUGUGGCGCCUUUCUUUUCGUCGCUUGGUGGAUGGGCUUCGGCAUUGGUCUCAUAUUUGCCUUCCUCUUCUGGCACUUGCAGGACUACGAGGGUACCCCUACAGUGUUCGGUAUUGCCAGCGUCAUCAACCAUAUCUCAGAAAUUUUUGCUUACUUCUUCAGCUUCAGACUCAUCGCACAGAUUGGACACGUAAAGGUCCUGUGUAUGGGACUGCUGGGCAAUGUACUGCGUUUUCUCUACAUUUCUUGGUUGAGAGAUCCAUGGUGGGUCCUGCCAUUUGAGUUUAUUCAAGGAAUAACUCAUGCUGCUGUAUGGGCCGCAUGCUGCUCAUACAUAGCACACAACACCCCACUGCACCUCCGCUCACAAUCACAGGGGGUACUACAGGGCAUCCACCAUGGUUUUGGCAGAGGCUCUGGAGCAAUCAUUGGUGGAAUAUUUGUAAAUUUCUUUGGUACCCCCGUAGUGUUUCGAGCAUAUGGAGUGGUAUCUCUGAUUGUCCUUGCUGCAUUCAUAUUCAUCAACUUCUACCGAAAAGAUGUUGGCUUCCAGCCUGACCUGCCACCAGAGGAGGACCCACACGAGAUGGCCGAGGAAGGAACUGCUCUUGCACCACAUGGCGUCCCAGCUAAUCCUAUGCCCAGGGCAUUAAGCUCUCAGAAGCUGAAUGAGGGCUCUGGUGAAGCAGGAUAUGGCACUUAUAAUGCAACAAAUGGGAUGCUUGAUAUACCAGGUGGAGGAGGUACCAACAACCCAUUCGUCCAGGGUGGUGGUGGGACCACAGGUGGUGGGGGUGGUGGGUACAACUACACUACUCAGCCCACUCCUCCAGUCUUUUCAGACACUAACCCCUUCAGAAACUUCUUCACACCAUCUAGUCCAUUCCCUAGUAAGGACUCGCCGGUCACAUCACCGGACCUCAGCCCGGAUUAUGAAAGCAUAAAAAAUAGGUUCCAGGCUUACAAUGAUCUUCUGAAUGGAAGAAAUGAACUAAAAGAUGAUUCAAAGUCUCUCAAGUCACCUCGACAUACUCCAAAUCUUCAGUCACAAGCACCACAGCCUGUAACUCUUGGUCACAACCCCCAGCCACAAGCCACUGUUAAUGACUAUGACUGGUAGAUCAAAUAGGUGCAAACAGUGCCUCAUGUUAACACUGUACCCGGCUUAAUUAUGAGGUCCCAAAGAAAAUUAUGUAAAAAACACCUAAAACUGUGGCAAAACUAUAAUAAAUAGGUGGAUAUACAUACACCUUUGGUAAUACCAUUUAUGUUAAAGGUAAAUGUAACUACUGUAAUGGAUUUCAGUACUGUUAAUAUUCAGAAUACACUGGCAUGCUAAUAAUAAUUUUAAUGCAGGCGAUGAGUCACAAUAACGUGGCUGAAGUAUGUUGACCAGACCACACACUAG